GAUGCCUCGACCUUUAGACCAUAAAUAACCAACAGGAGCACUACACAAGUUUCACCAGCGUAUGAGUCAGCCAAGAAAGCUGCUGGAGGAAGUAGUCAACGCAUCAUAGAACACCCCUCAUCUGCCUCCACAGCUCAAAAGACAAAAUGCCGUCAUCAACGCUCAUUUCAAACCUCACGCAGGAAUGGGUCGAGAGCCUUCUGAGGUGGAAACUCCAUUAUUUUGUCAUCCCGACCACCGUCGUCACUCUGGCCACCUUGGUAGCCAACCCCGUUCUCCUGUCGUGCAUUUUCCUGUCCCGUUCCCUGCGCCAGGAAACGCGUUACCUGCUGGUGGCCAACACCCUGGCGGCUGACAUACUCUUCCUCGUCUUCAACCUGGCCGUAGUGAUCUGUAACGCCGUGAGAGCUCAAAUACCCUGGCUGCUCUGCGAGCUGAUCACGGCCGUGAUAGUGACCGCCUACACCUGUGCCAUAUUCACCAUCACCCUCAUGGUGGUCGACACCUAUGCUGCGGUCCGCUGGCCUCUCCGUUACCAUGAGGUUCUUCCCCCGGAACGCACACACUGCAUACUGCUGGGGGCCUGGGUGCUGGCGGCCAUGUACCCUCUCGUCCUGGUGAUCAUAAGGGUGGUGAAGGGAGAACAUUCGCAGAACAAUGGGGCUGUGUGUCUGGCCCUCAUCUCCCUAGGCUUUUUCCAGGUCAAGAACAUCCGGGGUGUCCGCAGCCACUUCAUCGUGUGGGCACUCAUCUGUGCUGCGCUCAUCUUUUUCUGCUACAUUCGGCUCUACAUGGUGACAAGGACCCAGGGCAUCUGGCAUAGCCGCUUCUCGAGGGCCCGGGUCACACUGCUGGCUCACGGGGUUCUCCUCCUGCUCUACUUCACCCCCGGCUUGGUUUUCAUCCUGGAGCUCUUCCUGUUCCAGGCUGAAGAAAUUAGUCAGGACCUGCGAGUGUGGAUCAACACGGUCAACAUGUGUGUCUUCAUGUUGCUGCCCAGGGCGGUUGCUCCAUACCUGUAUGGGCUGAGGUACAGGGAGAUCUCUGUCACACUGAUGAUGCUGCUGCACCAGCACAGUAGACACACAGUUUCAUGAAGACACUCACAAACCGUCUGUUAUUCAGAUUUCGGUUGUGGAAUUGAUUGAUUGUGAUAUACACUACCGUUCAAAAGUUUGGGCUCACUUUGAAAACAACAAAAAAACUUAGAAAUGUCCUUAUUUUUCAAAGAAAACCCAUUUUUUCAAUAAAGAUAACAUAAAAAUAAUCAGAAAUACACUCUAUACAUUGUUAAUGUGGUAAAUGAUUAGUCUAGGUGGAAACGUCUGGUUUUUAAUGAAAUAUCCAUUUCCAGUGUUCUAAUGGUAAAUUGUGUUAUCACCUUAGAAGACUAAUGGAGGGAUAGAAACCCCUUUUUUAUGUUAGCACAGCUGAAAACAGUUAUGCUGGUGAGAGAAGCUACAACACUGGCCUUCUUUUGAGCUAGAAGUUUGAAGAACAACAUUUAUAUUUCAAAUACAAAUCAUUACUUCUAACCUUAUCGAUGUCUUGACUAUAUUUCCUAUUCAUUUUGAAAUUCAUUUGAUAGAUAAAAGUUUGAGUUUUAAAUAAAAUGUAAAAUUAAAUAUACACUUUUAUUAAUCCCCAAGGGGAAAUUAGUUCUCUGCAUUUAACCCAUCCUUAGUUAUUAAGGAGCAGUGGGCUGCAGUGAUGCGCCCGGGAAGCAACUGGGGGUUCAGUGCCUUGCUCAAGGACACUUCGACUUGCAACUAAUGGGGAGAGCGGGGAUCAAACCCACAACCUUGCGGUUGCAGGACGGCCCUCUUACCCCACUGAGCAACAGCCGCCCCAAAAUGAAAAACACGAAAUUUACUGGGUGACCCCCAAACUUUUGAACGGAAGUGUAGAUCAUAUAAUUCAGUUUUCUCAGUUGCCCUCCAAAAAUACAAAAAUGUAAAUGAAAAUGUAUAUUUAAAAUGUAGUGUUUGUGGGUGUAUAUUGUCUAAAUCAUACGUGUCAAACUCAAGGCCUGCGGGCCAAAUGUGGCCCGCCAGGUCAUUUUAUGUGGCCCGCAACUGCAUGAAAUAAAUAUGAUGCCUUUUCUUAAAAAAGGGAGGAAAAAAA
Molecule: messenger RNA, 2124 nt
Organism: Pseudoliparis swirei
Lineage: Eukaryota; Metazoa; Chordata; Actinopteri; Perciformes; Liparidae
Product: probable G-protein coupled receptor 148
Exons: 2
Coding region: 147-1097 (316 amino acids)
Biological process (GO): G protein-coupled receptor signaling pathway
Cellular component (GO): membrane
Molecular function (GO): G protein-coupled receptor activity
Source: RefSeq, a predicted model, not a curated record